ACCGGCCCAGCGGGGGACCGGAGGCCGUGACAGUUGCUCCCAGAAAGCCACUAACAGGAUGACGCCUGCCUGCAGGGCCACGGGGUGAAGCAGGAUUACGUCUGAGCAGCAGAUAAACUGAUUAUUCCAGAACCACCGGCCACUCGUUUAACCUCAUCACUCCUGCCACACGUCCGGCUCUGAGAGCGGAACGCCGCUCUGCUCCUGGAUUCACCUGCUCGCUCUUCACCCGCGCUCCGACUGGUCUCCCUCCACGCCCGGCGAACGCCUCCCAUGAACUUCCUCUGAUCGAGAUCACCGCGUCGUUUCUGGUCACGUUUCAGAGACUCAUCGGCGCCACCAUGCUUCAGGCUGCUGGACUCCUGCUGCUGCUGGCCGUCAUGUCACCAGCAGCUGGAAUCAGAGGCGGCGGCGAGGCGGCACAUAGCGAGGAGUCUGGAGGAUCGCUGCGUCUGGCCGACCUGCUGAAAUCAUCCAGCAAACCUUCAGCCUGGGAGCCGAGCCGGCACCGAUCCCGGCGGUCGGUGUUUCUGCAGCCUGGAGUGAGAAUCUGCUCCCAGGAGAGCGUCGACGAAGUUCUGGCCAGCCACCAGGCCUACUACCAACUCAGAGUUUGUCAGGAGGCCGUGUGGGAAGCUUUCCGGAUCUUCCUGGACAGAAUUCCCGGGACGUGGGAAUACCAGGCGUGGGUCCGCAGCUGCCAGCAGGAGGCGCUCUGCAUCUCUGACAUCGCCAGGAACUUCAGCAGCUCCGAGGAGCACAUCAGCCUGAUCCACAGGAGGAUGAAGAACCGCAGAGAGAGACGACCAGAGACACGAGUGGUGACUCCGGCAGCAGAGCAGAAGAUCCCAGAACUCCCAGGUUCUGAAGCUCCGUCCAGCACAUCUUCAUCGCCUCCACCUGCCGUCAUCAUCAUCACCUCUGCUGCCCCGCCCACUCCGGCCACGGACCGCACCGGACUGGCUUUACUUGACCAAGAGGACCCGGAGCUGCCCAACCUGGUUCCCGAGGGCCCCGAGGUCCACCUGGUGCAGUUCAGCGUCAGCCUGCUGGACCCGGGCUACUGGCAGCUGCUGGGUGAGCCGGACUCACCGGAGUACCUGGACCUGGCCACGCACCUGCAGGACCAGAUGCGGCUCGUCUUCGACCGACUGCCGGGCUUCAAGGCCGUCAGCGUUCUGGGGAUCCGUGAGCUGCUGGAACCUGGCAGGGUUGAAGGAAUCUCGGUCCAUUACUCUGUGGUCUUUGAGAACAACAUCCAUCAUGCAACCUCAGAGACGACCAGAGAGCCAGAGGCCUCUGCUGACUCUGGACUCAAAGAUAUGUUGGUCAAGGCUUUACAGGAGAAAGCUUCUCUGCCAGUCGACCUGGACUCCCUGAACUUCCAACCAGAAGUGAUCACCCUGCCAACACCAACAUCAGCUGCAUCUGAAGAGAUGGAUGAGCCCAGUGAACCUGAUUCCCACAAUGAGUUUAAAGUCUUCACCCCUGAGCCAGAGGUGAAUAAACUUCUUCCUCCUCUCACCCCAAAGGAGAAGGAAAACGAUCUUGUGACCCUGCUGGACUCCACCGCUGUCUCACAUGGCGAGAUGAUCACGGUGACUGAUGGGAUGAUGCUGAUCAGUGAUGAUCCCCCGGCUCUAGAGGACAUUAUUGAUGAUUCAGAAGAAAUUUACAUGAUUGAACCUGAGCUGUUGAGCCAGGAACAACAGGAAAAGGAGUUGCUCAUCAUCACACAUGAGAUUGAAACCAUUAAUCAGGAUGAAACGGGGGAACUUGUGCGCAUCUAUAUCCCAACCCCGACGCUGCCUCUUCAGGGGGAGGCGGACGAUCCAUUUAUCACUUCGUCUCCUAACCUGAUAUCAGAGGAAGACCUCAGACCUGUUGAAAAGGAGGGAGAAAGUCCUGCGUUUAAACCAACAGCUCAGAUUUUAUUCACUGCAGCCGUUGGCAAUAAGGAGCUGUAUGAAAUCACAACUCCAAGUUUCAAACCUGCAGACCUCACAGACCAGCCACCCACAGAGCCAGCAUUGAUCCCUAAAGACGAAGAAGACAUCAACGCUCUUCCAGAUGAAGAAAAUGUAGAUUUAGGUUUUUCAAAACCUGAACCAAGUGACGUUCUGGACCAAGAAUCACAGGAUGUUAGAAGUUUGCAAACUGAAGCAGAACUGCUAGAGCCAGAGGAAGAUCCAGUCAUUCUGGAGGUUUUAAGGCCAAACCUUGAGAAAGUAGAAGCCUCAGAACCAGGUGAAGUUGGAGAUGAAAUGUCAGAGUCAGGUGAAGCAACAUUUGAAGUCUCAGUUCCAGAUAAAGAAGAAAAGCCAUCAGAGUCUAUCACGGAAGUAGUUGAAGUUUCAAAUCCGGACACUACAGAGACAGAAGCACCUAAAGUUUCAGAGCCACACCAAGAAGUUGAACAAGUUUUACCAAUGGACAAAGAAGUAGUGGAUGUUUCAAUGCAAGAAAAAGAUUCAACUAAAGCAUCGGAGACAAAGAAACAGUCGGUUGUCAAAAGUCAGGACGAAGUUACAGAGCCAGAGUCAGAAAUUGUGGUUCAUGUUACAGAGAAGGACCUUGAAACAUUUAAAUCAGUUGAACCAGAAGAACUGCUUCCAGAGACGGACUCUGAAGAUACCAAACCUGAGGUUUUCACAGAGCAAGGUGUAGAAGACAAUGUCAACAUUUUGCAACCAGAAAAAGGAAUAGUUGAACUUACAGAACUAAAAGAAGAGCAGAGAGAAAAAGUCAUUGAGGUGUCACUUUCAAUUCCUCAACUAGAGGAAAAUCUUUUGGAGGUCUCAGAAAAAGAGGAAGAGGUGGUGCUUGUUGGCGCCAAAGAUGAAAACAUUUUAGAGAGACCAGGUCAUGAAGUUUUGAAAGAAACAUUACCUGAAGUCCCUGAAGAAAAGGGUCCUGAUGUAACAGAGGAAAGGGUUCCCAUAUUUAUGGAGGACAGAGUUGCUGAAGACACCAAAGAAACCAUUCCCAAGGUCAAUGAGGAAGAGGGAAUUCCCAAACAUAUAGAGGAUAAGGUUCCUGAACACUCAGAAGAAAGUGUUACUAAAGUUAUACAGGACGUGGUCCCUGAAGAUACUGAGGAAACCGUGUUCAAAGUUACAGAACAAAAGGCUCCCAAGGUUACGGAGGAAAACGUCAACAUGGGUGGAAUUGCUGAUAGAGUUUCUGAACCAGAGGAAGCAGUUCCUGAGUUGGAUAGAGAAGAAGUUAGAGAGGAAUCAGGCCAUGUGGUGAAGCUUCAAACAGAAGAUGUCACUGAAAUUCCUAAUGCAGAUUUUGAGGAUGAAAAGGUUGUAGUUGCCUCCCUUGAUGAGAGGCCGGUGGACAUUGCACAGCCAGAAUCUUCUUCACAACCAGAAGAGAAGACUGAAGCCACAGAUGAAUCAAAAAGUCCAGGACUGGAGACAGUUUCAGAACCAGACAAAGACCAAUUGGAUGUUUUACCAGACUUACCUAAAGGUCCAGAACCAGAAGAGGAGGUCAUAGAGCCAGAACCAAAGAGAGAUUCUGCAGAACCAGCUAUUGAGUCAAUCAAAAUCCUCCAGACUUUGGAAAGCAUGGAAGAACUUCACUACAGAGAGGAUAGUGUUCAGGUAGUGGGGGAAGAUCUACUGGACGGUUCUGAUGAACUCAACCCAUCAGUGGAAGAUAAUCUACCCAUCAUACCAGGACUCCUCCAUCCACCUGAGGAGAAAGCACCUAGCCGCACAUACCCAAUCACAGAGGACGUUGACUCCAAGGAGGACGUCGACUCCAAGGAGGACGUUGACUCCAAGGAGGACGUCGACUCCAAGGAGGACGUUGACUCCAAGGAGGACGUUGAUAGAACCAACAUAGAGGUGGAGAGAGAAGCCAGUGCCUUCAGAACACCAGGACCUAUCCAGACUGAUCUACCCACUGAAGCAGCAACAUCUGUCUCAGCUGCAACAGCUGCAAAGCCAGAGGUUCAGUCAGAGGAUACUGGAGUGACUGAUAACUCUUCAUCAAAGACACAAGAAGAAGAAGAAAUGUUUGUAACUCCUAGCCCAGUCUCAGAAGCCCUCCCUGCACCUCCAUUUGCUGUCGACCUGGUUCAAGUACCGACACCUGGCCCGACUGAGGACUCUGGGCCCUUUGAGUUAACAGAGGACAGAACUGAACCAGAACCACCUGUUGUUCCCCAGGUGGAAACGGCAGACCCUGAAAGCCUCACCGCCUCUCCAGGUGGGGAGGAGUUUUCUGAGGAAGUGGACCAGAGCAACACUCCCAGUAAGGAGUCAGUGGACCCUGGCAGUGAUCUGACCUCUGCAGCAGAGGAAGAUGCCACUCCGCUAAGAUACUUGACCACGCCCACCAUGACCACUGCCAGCAACAGGCAGGAGCUGGUGGUGUUCUUCAGCCUGCGCCUCACCAACAUGGACUUCUCUGAAGACCUUUUCAACAACACCUCAGCAGAGUACAGAGCCCUGGAGAACACUCUUCUAGACGUGCUGCUGCCGUACCUGCAGGCCAACCUGACGGGUUUCAGGAACCUGGAGAUCCUGAACUUCAGGAAGGGCAGCGUGGUCGUCAACAGCAAGAUGCGCUUCUCCCGCUCCGUGCCCUACAACGUCACCGAGGCCGUUCGCUGCCUGCUGGAGCGCUUCUGCUCCGCCGCCAGGAGGCUGCAGAUCGACCGCAGCUCGCUGGACGUGGAACCAGCUGAUCGGGCCGAUCCGUGCCGGUUCCUGGCCUGCGGAGCCUCGUCCCGCUGCGUGGUCGACCGCCGGACCCAGGAGGCCCGGUGCCUCUGCGAACCGGGCUUCCUGGCCCAACAGAACCGGUCCUGUCGGAGCGUCUGCGAGCUGCAGCCCGAGUUCUGCCCAGACAGGGAUUGUCACGUGGUUCCAGGCCGAGGAGCCGAAUGCAGACCUAGAGGCGGAUCUCAGCGGUCCGGCCAGACCAGAUAGGAAGACGUGUUGGAUCGGACGGGACCAGAGAACGUGAAUAGACUCGCCAGAGCUUCAGAGGAUCAGCAUCGACCCGACUGAAUCGGGUCAGAACCGACGAGCCCGUCUGAUGUAUUGGGACAUCGGGUCUGCAGCUGGUCAACUUCAACUGAAGGUCCAUCACUGCUGGGUUUAGACCCGGACUUUGACUAGGCCAUUGCAGAACCUCGACUGUCUUGUUUUCAGCCGUUCUGACCCGGUUCUGCUGCGUUUGGGAUCCGAGUUCUGCUGGCGACCCAGAUGAAGACCAGACAGUGUUCUGUCCCGAUACUUGUUGGACCUUCAAAGUUUGAGAACAACUUCCUCUUCCACAUCCCGCUUUCUGGAGAACCGACCUUUAACUCCCUUGGACACGACCCCGGACAGCCAUCACCCCGGAGACGACCCCGGACUCAGCCCAUCACCCUCUAGGAACCCGAUAGUAUUCAGGGUUACAUCCGAAUACUGUUACCCUGUAACAGAGUAUUUAUGCUGAUAAAGAGGUCAAAGGUCAGGCUGCUGAUGCACCAAGGCACUGGACCCAAAGAUCUACAGGAAGCUCAGCGUAAAUAUUACCUGGGAGGUUAAAGGUCACUGUACUAUUUAGUUGGAUCUGAUAAACGCAACAAGGGCUGCGUCCUGUGAUGACCAGAUGGUGGCGCUGCAGUCGCCGUCUAGGGAACAAACUGGACUGAUUCCACCCAGUCAAUGACUUCCUGUUUGAGCUGCUGGUAGAAGCUAGCAGCAACGAUUUGGGUUAUUUAGCCUGUCAGACAAAAUAAACAAAGGUUCACUUUUCACUGUUAUUCAUUAAUUCAUAAAUACCAGAUUCAAGCUAAAUAUUUAGCUCAAAAGACAAAUAGUUGGUCUGAGUUGAGCUAGCAAAAUAUUUAAACUGAAGCUAAAUAUUUAGAUUGAAGCUAGCUGCUAGUAUGCUAAUUCACUCACCGACAGCAGGAAGUGGACUACCAAAAUAAAAGUUGGGUCUCCAGAA
Messenger RNA from Xiphophorus maculatus (southern platyfish), 5958 nucleotides. RefSeq names its product interphotoreceptor matrix proteoglycan 1-like. The transcript is spliced from 17 exons. NCBI's taxonomy places the organism in Eukaryota, Metazoa, Chordata, Actinopteri, Cyprinodontiformes, Poeciliidae. Gene Ontology annotation, biological process: visual perception. The coding region runs from base 342 to 4946 and encodes 1534 amino acids. The record is from RefSeq and is a predicted model, not a curated record.